Messenger RNA from Coturnix japonica (Japanese quail), 1499 nucleotides. It is a transcript of the gene MOSPD1, whose product is annotated as motile sperm domain containing 1. The record is from RefSeq and is a predicted model, not a curated record. Gene Ontology annotation, cellular component: cytoplasm. NCBI's taxonomy places the organism in Eukaryota, Metazoa, Chordata, Aves, Galliformes, Phasianidae.
AGCCAUAGCGACGACGCUUCCCGCAGUGACGGGAGCAGGCGGGGGGCGCCGCACAAAGGGGCGCCGCGACAGCCCGCAGCCAGCGGCCCCAGCGAAUUGCCAAAAUGCUUUGGAAUUCUUAAACGAUUCUAAAACUGAAGUUGCUGAAGAUACAAAUCUCAUAAGAACACAAGAAGCAGCAAGGAGGAUUCAGUGCCAAUGCAGCAACAAAGAAGACAGCCAGAGUUAGUGGAAGGAAAUCUUCCUGUUUUUGUUUUUCCUACAGAACUUAUAUUUUAUGCAGAUGACCAGUCAACACACAAGCAGGUGUUGACUCUAUAUAACCCCUAUGAGUUUGCCUUAAAAUUCAAAGUUCUUUGUACAACUCCAAAUAAGUAUGCGGUGGUGGAUGCGACUGGUGCAGUGAAGCCUCAGUGCUGUGUUGAUAUUGUGAUUCGUCACAGAGAUGUUCGUGCUACUCACUAUGGUGCGAUAGAUAAAUUCCGUCUGCAAGUGUCUGAGCAAAGCCAGAGGAAAGCACUAGGGAGAAAGGAGAUUAUUGCUACUCUGCUUCCAUCUGCAAAGGAACCACCGCAACAAAAGGAAGAGGAAGAAAAACGAAUAAAAGAACACCUGUCUGAAAGUGUCUUCUUUGAGCAGACUUUGUGUCAACCAGGUAAAAACAGACCUGCCUCAUCGGGACCUAGUUUACUAACAGUCUUCCUGGGAAUAGUGUGUAUUGCAGCACUAAUGCUACCUACAUUGGGGGAAAUGGAAUCCCUGGUGCCUCUCUACCUCCAUUUAAGUGUGAAUCAAAAGUUAGUUGCUGCUUAUGUUUUAGGUCUCAUCACCAUGGUUAUUCUGAAAACAUGAGCAAUGACUUAACAGGACAUCAAACACCUUACUGUAUAUUCACAUCAUGAAUGUGGACUGCCUUUUACACCCAUCGGGCUCAUCAAGAUGCUAGCAACUCUGUUCAGUGAUCUAAGAUCCCUUCAGAAGUGUAAUAUAUUUUAACUAUGUAUAAUAAAUGAAAGACUCAAAGCACUUUCAGGUGCUUCUGUAACAGACAGCUAUGAAAUGUUCAGUGAUACCUGUGAAAAUAAUUUGAAACACUUUUAUAUUUACGCCUACUGUAAAAAUGAAAUCCUUAUUAAAGCAACGUUUGUUAUUUUUAGCCUAUGUUCACAUCAGUGCGUGAUCACUAUAAAAGCAAACUGUCAUAUGUAAAGCGUUCCUUUGGUUUGUGGCUGUACGUGCUGAGGCUGAUGCCUGACACUUCUGUAUACGUACCAGAAGGAUGGCAGUCGUGGCUUAUCAAUCAUUGAAGAAAAUGGAACAUUUUCAUCAGUGAAACUAUGAAAUAAACCAUUACAUUUAGGUGAAGAAGUAAUUCUCAAAUUCCUUACUUCGUUGGUACCGAUGUAUCACUGAGCGCUCGUUUUCUUACCUGGGGAACUAAUUUCUGCAACAGACAUUUUGUAUCGACUGUAGACAAUAAAAGACCGGUUCUGUAGUCA